Molecule: messenger RNA, 1129 nt
Organism: Prorocentrum cordatum
Lineage: Eukaryota; Dinophyceae; Prorocentrales; Prorocentraceae
Source: the annotation of a GenBank genome assembly
GCUACCCAUCGGUCGGAAGAAAUGGGUAAAAACAUGAAGUGGGCAGGCGUUGAAAGUAGAUUGGAUCCCCGCCCGCCUCCGGAAGCGGAGGGAGGAGGGACCACCACUCGAUGCCUGAAGCAGGAACGUACUCUGGGAGCCCGCGAGGAGGAUGCCGGGGCGACCACACUGCUCAACAGGUGAGGAGGAGGAGGCCGGGGCGACCACACUGCUCAACUCAAAACGAAUACCCAACCAUAGGAAGGUUGGGAAAAACGCUGCGGCGGCAGCCGGUCUCCAACCGCUCGGGGCCCGCCGCUCGCCGGCAGCAGAGGUUCCGGCGGGGCCGCCGGCCCGGAGCGUCCGCGUCUGGGCGCGAGGACUCGGACGCCGGAAAGGGGAACGGAAAGAAUUGGCACAAUGCCAAACAGCAUAUGUUGGCCAAAACCGAGGGGGAGGAGGAGGAGGAGGAGGAGGAGGAGGAGGAGGAGGAGGAGGAGACCAGAGGAGGAGGAAGGGAAGCAGGUGGAAGAGGCCGGAAUGGUGGGCUAUAUGGCAUCGGCGAGCGAGUAGCUGGAGUGCUUCGCUCACGGCGAGUUGAGAGCAUGGCAUCUACGGCCAGGCACAAUAAGGGAACUCACAGUGCGUGCCUAGUUCAGGCGUGUCGAUGUGCCACGAUAAAAGAAAAAGACAGGCGAACUCGACAGUCAGGCUUCUCGCCGGGCAUCCCGGUUCGCUGCUGCUGCCCUGUCGGUCGCUUGACCAGAAACAACAGAAAAAACAUUAAAAAGACAGGCGAACUCGACAGUCAGGCUUCUCGCCGGGCAUCCCGGUUCGCUGCUGCUGCCCUGUCGGUCGCUUGACCAGAAACAACAGAAAAAAAAACAUCUGAAUCCAGAAUAUAAUACAAUUUUCCAUUUUUUGAGUUACAUGGCAGCCGGCACUCCGCACGCGCGCGCGCGGACGCGCGCGCGCGUGGGGAGAUCUGUGUUGUCCACAAUAGAAAAGCCGGUGCGUCCGUCGGCCUUCUUAAAAGGCCACAGAAAGUUCAAAUUUGGUUUUUGGAAUUGACCCCUCUCGGUUUUCCGGAGAGGGGGAGGGGUGGGAGAGGGUUUUGCCGCGGGGAAGGGGGUGGAGGUCCAGCAGGGGA